Messenger RNA from Labrus bergylta (ballan wrasse), 744 nucleotides. It is a transcript of the gene rpl10, whose product is annotated as ribosomal protein L10. The record is from RefSeq and is a predicted model, not a curated record. Lineage: Eukaryota; Metazoa; Chordata; Actinopteri; Labriformes; Labridae. Gene Ontology annotation, molecular function: structural constituent of ribosome. Gene Ontology annotation, biological process: ribosomal large subunit assembly; translation. Gene Ontology annotation, cellular component: cytosolic large ribosomal subunit; ribosome.
GAAGUCUCUUCUUCUUCCUUUCCUCCAUUAGAUUGCAACGAUGGGCCGCCGACCAGCCCGCUGCUAUCGUUACUGCAAGAAUAAGCCCUACCCCAAGUCCCGCUUCUGCAGGGGAGUGCCUGAUCCUAAGAUCAGGAUUUUCGACUUGGGCAGGAAGAAGGCCAAGGUAGAUGAGUUCCCUAUGUGUGGCCACAUGGUCUCUGAUGAGUACGAGCAGCUGUCUUCAGAAGCUCUGGAGGCCGCCCGUAUCUGUGCUAACAAGUACAUGGUGAAGACCUGCGGUAAGGACGGUUUCCACAUCCGCAUGCGGCUGCAUCCUUUCCACGUCAUCCGCAUCAACAAAAUGUUAUCGUGCGCUGGAGCUGAUAGGCUCCAGACCGGGAUGCGAGGUGCUUUUGGUAAACCUCAGGGCACCGUGGCUCGCGUGCACAUCGGUCAGGUGAUCAUGUCCGUGCGUACCAAGGCCCAGAACAAGGAGCAUGUGAUCGAGGCUCUGCGCAGAGCCAAGUUCAAGUUCCCCGGACGCCAGAAGAUCCACAUCUCCAAGAAAUACGGCUUCACCAAGUUCAACGCCACCGACUUUGACGACAUGAGCGAGAAGCGUCUGAUCUCUGACGGCUGCGGGGUGAAGUACAUCCCCAGCAGAGGCCCUCUGACCCGCUGGAAGGCUCUGCACGCCAACUAAGAGUAGCUGUAGGUGUUACAGUGACAACCAAUAAAAGUGGGUUUGAUUACAAAAAGUGA